AUGUCUCUCCUUUCAUCUCAAUCUCAACCUCCAACUCCACCAGGUCCACCUACACCUACACCUACACCUCCAACCCUACCCCCACUCAGAAAGAAAACCACUUCAAUAUCUCUCGACGAAAUUGUUAUAUCAAAGCAAACCGUGAAUCAUCAAAACAGACCACCAGAGAAGUCAAAUUCAGACCUGAAAAAAUCAAGAGAAAUAUCAACGCUCCUGAAGCCUCAGCCUGGCCGGACCAACCCAUUCAUAUGGUGUAGUUCAAUUCUCUGUCUCCUUUUCAGCCUUAUUCUCAUCUUUUUUGGAAUAGCAACUUUGAUUAUCUUUCUUGUUGUUAAACCAAGAAACCCAUCGUUUGACAUUCCCAAUGCAAACCUUAGCGUUAUCUAUUUCGACUCACCAGAGUAUUUCAAUGGGGACUAUACUUUCCUUGCAAAUUUCUCAAACCCAAAUCGGAAAAUCGAUGUAAGGCUGGAGAAUUUGGUGAUAGAGCUUUUCUUUUCCGAAAGGCUCAUAGCAACUCAAGCUGUUCAACCUUUCACUCAAAGGCGAGGGGAAACCAGGUUGGAAUCAGUUCACUUCCUAUCCAGCUUAGUAUUUUUGCCUCAGAAUCUUGCAGUGGAACUUCAAAAACAGGUGCAGAGCAACAGGGUCAGCUAUAGUGUAAGAGGAAAGUACAAAGUGAAAGCCACUCUUGGUCUGAUCCAAUAUUCUUACUGGUUGCACAGCAGAUGUCGCGUAGAGAUGACCAGUCCACCAACUGGUGUCUUAGUUGCCCGCAACUGCAAAACAAAGCGAUGAAGAUGAAGAACAUAAUUCCUCUCUCUCUCUCUCUCUCUCUCUCUCUCUCUGUGUUUUUUUUUCGGAUUAGUAGAAAAUGCAAUACAUAAUUCUGGUCUUCUAUUUUUCCACUCUACUUAGGUUGAGAUCUAUAUAGCAAUUUUGGUGUACAAUCUAUCACGCGUACAAUUUUACUAAAAUGACUUGUUAUGGGUUGUAAGAAUCUAUCUCCGGGGAUUCUGUGAAGCUCUCAAACUCAAAAAAACGGUGGUAGUAGUUCUCAUUUCAUACAAAAUUAUUGUUGUCGAUU
This is a messenger RNA of Juglans microcarpa x Juglans regia, 1087 nucleotides long. RefSeq lists its product as uncharacterized. The record is from RefSeq and is a predicted model, not a curated record. Lineage: Eukaryota; Viridiplantae; Streptophyta; Magnoliopsida; Fagales; Juglandaceae. The coding region runs from base 1 to 798 and encodes 265 amino acids. Gene Ontology annotation, cellular component: plasma membrane. The transcript has a single exon.